Encephalitozoon hellem ATCC 50504 is the source of this 1737-nucleotide messenger RNA. RefSeq names its product SPT5-like transcription initiation protein. The transcript has a single exon. NCBI's taxonomy places the organism in Eukaryota, Fungi, Microsporidia, Unikaryonidae. Gene Ontology annotation, molecular function: mRNA binding. The record is from RefSeq and is a predicted model, not a curated record. Gene Ontology annotation, cellular component: DSIF complex. Gene Ontology annotation, biological process: transcription elongation by RNA polymerase II; regulation of transcription by RNA polymerase II; regulation of DNA-templated transcription elongation. Bases 1 to 1737 code for a protein of 578 amino acids.
AUGGCAAGAAGGCCCACAAGCAAAUACAUAAGUAUCGAAGCAUCUGAAGAGGACUCAGAGAUCAGCCAGGAAGACUUGGAUGAAGUGCAGGAACCGAUGGUUCCCCGUAGGGACUGGGUCAAGCUUACACAGGAACUCGAAGAGAAGUAUGCAUCCAUCCCUGAGGACGAGGAAGUUGAGGAGGAAGAAGAGACUAUCGAGCAUGAAAUCAAGCAAGCAAACUUGGUUCCUAGGAACACAUCACCAAGAUUGUUUAUUGUAAGGGUUAAAAGGGGGUCAGAAAGGGAGAUUCUGAUGAAAAUUAUAGAAAAUGAUCCCAAAAACGUAUUCAGCAUAGUUUGCAAGGAUGGGCUGAAAGGAUAUCUCUACGUAGAGGCUUUUCAAAAGCAGCAUGUUAUUGAUGCCUUAGAAUCUCUUAGAGGAGUUAGCAGAAAUAGAGUGUCAGUUGUUCCUCAGAAGGAAAUGAUUGAGGCCAUAACAUACCACUCGCAGAAGAUAUGUGGGGAGUGGGGGAGGAUAAGAAAGGGAAAAUACAAAAACGAUCUUGUCAAGAUAAUCGAGUUUGACGAAGAGAUGGUAAGAAUCAGAGCCGUUCCCAGGAUUGAUGGAGAGAAGAAGCUUUUCAACCCUGAGAACUUCAAGAGCGGGAGUGUAAUAAAGUCGCGAGGGUACUAUAUAUAUAAGCGGGAUACAUAUGUGGAUGGAUUCCUAGAAAAGGAUGUGCUAAGGAGCAGUGUGGACUUUGAUGUAGAACCAACUUUUGAGGAACUUGAAGAGUUCCAGCAGGUCUGCCCCAUAUCUGCUGGUGAUAAGGUUAGAGUAACCCAAGGAGAGCUUAUAGGAAUGAAAGGGACUGUUCAAAGCAUCAACGGUAGCAUUGCCGUGAUAGAAAGCAAGGAUGGAAAGUUUGAGGUGCAGAGUUCUGGACUUAUGAAACAUUUUGACAUAGGUGAGACUGUAUCUUACAAAGGAGAAAAUGGAGUGGUUGUGAAAGCAGAUAAUAAGGAAUGCGUGAUUGCUAUAAGGGACUUUACUGAAGAGCUGAGGGUCAGCAUUGAUGAUUUGAAGGGGCCUGUUGCAACCAAUGCCAAGGACGAAAAGGUUAGCAAACAUGAACGAAAGAAAAUUAGAAGAGAUCCACUAAUUAAUAAGGAGGUACAAAUACAAUCUGGAGAAUAUAAAGGCCACAAUGGUGUUGUCAAGGAAGUUGAUAGGAACAUGUGUAGAAUCCAGCUAAACUCCAACAUGAAAUUUGUAACUGUGGAAAGAGAUUAUAUAACUACUUCCUAUAGAGAGGCUUCAAGUAGACAGCUAAGAUACAAUGAAUUUAUAGGCUCUAGAACCCCUGGUUACAAGACGCCUGGAUAUAAAACACCAGGAUACAGGACUCCGGGGUACAAGACCCCUGGUGCGUAUUCUCUUGAAGACACUGGCAUUGACUGGAUUGCCGAAGAAAACAAUCCUUACAAAGGUGCACUGAUCCAAGUCUUUGGGAAGGAACUAGUUCUUGAAGAUUGCAAGAAUAACCAGUUUAUAACGAAAGAUAAAACCUUCUCUGCUGAGGAUGUUUCUUUUGUGAAACCUCAGAAGAACGACCUUGUUUGUGUGCUCGAUGGCGAAAAGAGAGGGACAUGUGGAAUUCUGAUAGCAAUUAAUGGGGACUUUGGCGUUAUAAGAUCUACCAAUGGACCUGUUGUGCAUCUUCCUCUAGAUCAACUUUCAAGAAAGAUUUAUUAA